GAAGCCCCGCUGUGGACCCUCAGUAUACAGGGUUGCCAUGGCGUCCGGGGGGAAUAAUGACAAUGAUCCAGAUCAGGAGGUACCAGAAGACAGCAGGGCCGAUGUCAGGUCCAUCCAGUCCUACUAUCUCCGCUGUCCUUCCCCCAGCAGGUCCACAGUGAUUUCAGAAACAGAGAGCAUCUUCCUGGAACCCAUCCACCUCUCUUCUGCAGUGGCUGCCAAAAAGAUUAUCAGAGAGGAGCUGAAGCCACGAGCAGUCAAGGUCAGGCCAGUUCCAGAGAGCAUGCUCGAGUCAGCCAGGCAGCUCAUGUUUGAGGAUCUGUACAUCCGUGUGAAGGACAUGUUGGAUGACACCAGCUCUUAUAACACCCCGUGCCUGCUGGACAUUCAGCGAGCCUUGGUGCAAGACCGACUGGAGGCACCCUUCAACCCUGUUGACGAGGUGUGGCCCAACAUCUUCAUUGCAGAAAAAACAGUAGCACUCAACAAGUCACGUCUGAAACGGAUGGGAAUCACCCACAUCUUGAACGCAGCCCAUGCCACAGGUGUAUAUACGAGCAAAGAUUUCUACAAGCACAUGAAAAUCCGGUACCAUGGAGUCGAAGUGGAUGACUUCCCAUACGUGGACAUCUCCCUGCACUUCCGCAAGGCUGCAGAGUUUCUGGAUGAGGCCCUGCUGACACAUCAAGGAAAGGUGCUGGUGAACUCCGUCAUGGGAAUCAGUCGCUCCGCAGUUCUUGUGGCAGCCUACCUCAUGAUCUUCCAUCACAUGACCAUCAUGGAGGCCCUGCUGGUGCUUCGUAAGAAGCGGCCCAUCUGCCCUAAUGAGGGUUUCCUGAAGCAGCUGCGUCAGCUGAACGAGGCCCUGCUGCAGGAGAGAGAUGGGGAUGAACGCAGUGACAAUCUCAGCCAGGGCUCUGCUAUCGAGGCACACACUCAUCAGGAAGAGGAGCAGAGUGUCCUGGGUACUGAAGUGCAUUCCAUUGCCGUGGAGGAGGAGAAUUAUGGCAAGAGUGAGAUGAGCAGUGUGGCACCCAUUACCCAGAGGUGUGCCCUUACGGAACAAAACCAGCAAAGGGAAGAUGAGGCACCCAAUCUGCCCAAUGAACAGAAGGUGGAUGUCGUCAAUGAGUGCAUGGUCCGUGAGUGGCAGCAGAAGAAUGAAAGGUACCAGGGUGAAGACUGGUGUCAGGCAAAGCUGCCAAGAGAAGAUAAGGACACCCUCCUGGCUGGAAGUGACCACCUUCCAGGGAACUUGGAGAGUGUCCGCAGUGUAGACGUUCAGACCCUGAAGGAAAAGCUGUGGGCCAGAGGGACGUGGCGCUACCCACAGGAAGACUCCACAUCCACUAUGGGAAGCAGCUAUGCUGACAUGGGGAAACAGCGACUUGUAGAGACUGAAAAGGAGCCAGCGAACCAAUACAGGAGCAGACACCAGGAUGAGGGCAACAUGACUAGGGCCAUGUAUCAACAAGUAGAUGAUGGGAGUCUCUCAGAGACUCGCCCCCUCUACAGGUCCUGUUUGAAGAAUAAGGACACAUUGACACCUCUUGAGUGGAGGCAUGUGAGGCGGAUCCAGUUUGGGUGGAAUGAGGACACUGACAUCAUGAAGACACACAUUACUGACUGGGACACCAAAGUACCUGGGCUGGAAGAUGUUGACCUCACAGCAUACCAGGCUUGGAAACUGAAACAGCAAAAGAAGAUGGGAGCUCAGAAUAAGGAUGAGAUUGUAGAUCUCAGCAGAGAUCGGGACUCUGCGUCAGCUAAGAGGAAGGAGCACCAUGAGAAUAUCUUGGAGCACUCCCACCGAAGCCUGGAGGAAGGUCAGUCCACAUCCGGCUGGGACACAGAGAGCUUGCUGAGCAUUGGUAGUGUCCCAGUCUCCACAGCCUGGUCCAAAGUAUCCAACAGGAGUGCAAGUGACAAUGCCACCUCCUUGCUAAGCAUGCAAAGCAGUUGUUCCUCUUUAUCGCAGAUCCACAGUGAACUGGGCCAAUCGGAUCCUCCCAUGAUCCCAUCCCAAACUGCACCACAGGUCCUCAUAGAGCCUACAGCCCUUUUGCCUGACACUCAGAAGCCUGAGGUAGUAAACUUAACCAGCAUUCAGAAUUUGAUCUCCAAUGUCGUAACAGAAAACCUUUUCCAAAAGCAAGAUGAGGCGAUGAAGAUGGAGGAAAAUGUGCCUCCAAACAUGCUAUCAUGUGGGGAGAACACAGUGGAUGAGGGUAAGACAUCAAUACAGAGCGAAGCCUCAUACUUAAGCUCUCUAUCCCAGAGCAGGCCUGAGUCUGUGCUUUCUGCCCAUGCGACGUCUAGCUUCUCAAGCAAGGGUGCCUACAAAGGGAAGAUCACGGACACUAGCGUACCCCUCUGCAGUCUCUUCCAGGACCAAGUGGACAAGUUGGACGCUGUGGAUAAGGAGAUUAAGUUUGAGAUGAGGGGCAAGAUAACUACCUAUGAAAUGCAGAAGACUGCCACAGACAACAAACGCAGCACCUUGUUCAACAAGAAGCCAAAAGAGGAGAGCAAUGAGGAUGAUGAGGACCACAGUGUUGAAAUGUCAAGUAAACACAACCCAACUCAAACCCCAACUCAUUCCACUCACCCUGAGUGCCGUAAUGCUAAGGGUACUAAGCCUCAAAACUCCAGUUACUUUCCAUUUGAAGAGCAGGUCACAGAGGGCACAUUUGCUAGGGAACAAGAGGAACAUGAAAGGAUAUCAAGAUUUUACCCCAGAGCUGUGAGUGAGCGGUCAGCAUCCAAUCAAUUCCAAGCCGGUGGCACAAAUGUUGAAUCCCAUCAAGAUCCUUGUUCAGAACUUCCACACCACUCCAAGUUGCCCCCGGUAGAAGACUUCUUGUCCAAUAGUCUGGCAGAAUCCAAAAGCAGGAGAAUGUGGAGAUCUUACACUACUGAUGUAGAGGAGAAGGAGGAGGAGGAGCUUCAGGACUACACAGUAAAAAGGAAGGUCAGACACUAGUCUGGGUAUAAAGACACAGAGGUAAACCAAGGAGGACAAGUAAAGAAGGAAAAGGAGGAAGAUGGGCCCUCCUACAUGAGCCAGCAUCGGAUAAGCUCUUCAACAAAGGCAGAAGAGGAUCAGUGGUGAUACUGAGAAGAUGAGAUUUCAUACAACCGCUGACAGCUCCUUGGAUGCAAAUAUUUCUUUCAACUUCUGAAAAUAGAAAACUUCAUAAGUUUGUUUGUUUGGUUAUGUUAACUUAAAUGAAAACUUGAGGAGCUAUGUGCUUUCUCAUGUGCAGUCCUUAGUUUUGUUGAGGACACAAAGAACAGCAGUAUGACUAGCCAUCAUUUUCACUCACUAUAUAGUAUUUGGACGGUAGUGAUUUCAAAUGAAGGAAUGGGUGUAUGUUCACACAAUUACAUAUAAUGUAGAAGAAAAUAACAUGUGACACAUACAGAUGCCAUUUUCUGGACAAUAUUUCAUAAACUAUCACACAUGAUAUGUCAUGAAAUUUAAAUCACAACCUCACAUCUAUUGUUGCCUCAUUCCAUUAAUGGACAAUGCCACAAAUAUAAUACAUUUCACCAUUUCACAAUUGCGUUAUCGGUGUAUGUCAAUCAGGUAUAA
Conger conger (European conger) is the source of this 3595-nucleotide messenger RNA. Its product is annotated as serine/threonine/tyrosine-interacting-like protein 2. Gene Ontology annotation, molecular function: MAP kinase phosphatase activity; protein tyrosine/serine/threonine phosphatase activity. Bases 38 to 2983 code for a protein of 981 amino acids. Lineage: Eukaryota; Metazoa; Chordata; Actinopteri; Anguilliformes; Congridae. Gene Ontology annotation, biological process: protein dephosphorylation; negative regulation of MAPK cascade. The record is from RefSeq and is a predicted model, not a curated record. Gene Ontology annotation, cellular component: cytoplasm. The transcript has 6 exons.